AUCAAUCUGCUGUACCCCGCCACAGAAUUCCAAGCUCCAUGCGACAAGAAACUUAGACAACAAACCCACUCGCUACUCGUUCCUCUCGUCACACCCUGAGCAGUCCCUAACCUCGUGUAGGUACCCAGUAGGAAUGUCUGCGGACUUCUGGUCCGGCUACGUCUCGGGCGCUGCAGGCAUCCUCAUCGGCAACCCACUGGACCUCAUCAAAACUCGUAUACAAGCCGGAAAUGCAUCCUCCCCUUCGCCUUCGCCGUCCGAUCUACCGGGAGGAGGUCAACAGCCAUUGCAGACACAGCAACAGCAACGGCCGUCUAUCAGAGGCCACUUCGACCGUGCAGGUACUUUAGUUAGGGGCACCACAGCCCCGAUCCUCGGCUACGGCGCCCUCAACGCCAUCCUCUUCGUAACCUACAACCGCACGCUCUCUCUCCUGCACACCUCACCUCCCCCCUCUUCCUCCGGCACCCCCUACUCGCCCUCCGACCUCUUCAAAGUGUGGUGCGCCGGCGCCGCGGGGGGCCUCGCAACGUUCGUCGUGUCUGCGCCGACGGAGCUGGUCAAGUGCCGGGCGCAGGUGUCGCGGGGCCCGACGACGAGCUCGUGGGCGAUUGCGAGGGAGGCUUGGAGGGCCGAGGGCGUGAGGGGGUUGUACUAUGGGGGUGGGAUCACGAGCGUGAGGGAUGCGGUCGGUUAUGGGUUUUAUUUCCUGUCGUAUGAGUGGAGCAAGCAGGCACUGAGCUCGCCAGAAGAUACGGAUCGCGAGGCUACGUUAAAGGUGCUUUUGUGCGGAGGAUUGGCUGGAGUUAUUACGUGGGCGUCGGUGUUUCCGCUCGAUGUUGUCAAGACAAGAGUACAGACCCAGUUGCUGAACACCAGCGAGCAACAGCGCCCUUUGCUACGGCCGCAGACCGGAUCACUUCCGCCGGAUUCGACUAGGAGACUUAGUACCAUGGAGAUUGCCAGGCAGGCAUAUCAGAAAGAGGGGGCGGGCGUUUUCUUCCGCGGACUGGGCAUUUGCUCCGUACGAGCGUUUGUCGUCAAUGCCGUUCAGUGGGCCGUGUAUGAGUGGAUGAUGCAGCUCCUUCAACCAACAUGA
This is a messenger RNA of Aaosphaeria arxii CBS 175.79, 1099 nucleotides long. Its product is annotated as mitochondrial carrier. Bases 134 to 1099 code for a protein of 321 amino acids. The record is from RefSeq and is a predicted model, not a curated record. NCBI's taxonomy places the organism in Eukaryota, Fungi, Ascomycota, Dothideomycetes, Pleosporales. The transcript has 3 exons. Gene Ontology annotation, molecular function: transmembrane transporter activity. Gene Ontology annotation, biological process: transmembrane transport.